UUUCUUGGUCUGGUGCAAAAUGGCGACGCCAAGCCCGAGGAAAUUCCAAGAGAAGAUAGCGUUACUGCAACAAAGGGAGGCCGAGGGGAAAAUCGCAUAUGACACUAUAAUGAAUGAAGUCCAGGGGCUGAGGUUGCUCCCCAAGCCCUCAAGCCAAAACAAUGGACAACAGUUGUUACCACCGCAGGUACAGUCUCCUCCCUUCCAGCACCCACCACAGCAGCACUCCUCCCAAAGUGCCUCCCUUCCGGACUUCUCCAUCAACCUCCCGGGUGUGUUGGCUUAUGUUCCCCCGUGCUGGCCGAGGGUCUGUGGUUCACCUGAGCUGGGAGGUGUUGCGCUGCGGCCUCCACAUGCCCUGCGCACACACCAGGAUCAGGGUAGGGUGCCUGAAUACUACAUGAAGGGGACAGUACAGGGUGCAAUGCAGGACUUGAACAACCUGCAGAACGAAGUGUAUUCUGGCGUCCCACAUCAGCGCGUCUCUGUGCCAACCCAGGUCAGGACACACCAGCACGGCCAUCCCCACAUGACCAACUCCACAGUCUACCCUGUGCUCCUCUCACCUCCACCAGCCUCGGAGUCCCUCUUGCGAUCCAACUCAGACUCCUCCCUCCACCAGAACCUUGUCCAUAGUGGGAAGGCAGCUAACAACAGGAAAGUGUCAUCGCCUGCGGAUGUUGGUAGGAUGGAUCAAGGCCUUGGGGUGAACGUUUAUUGUCCUACAAGACACAACCAAGAACUCCUGAACAGACCCAAGUCAGGCUGUGAGCUAACACACCCUUCAGAGAUAACAGGUGGUCUUGGUCAUCGGGUAAAUCACAUUCAACGGAGCCCUAACAUCCCCAUCCCCACCACCAUCACCAACACUGGGGGUGCUGGGCCUGGAGGAGGGGGAGGUGUGGGUGGCACGCUUCCCAACACUGGUUCGCUGCCAGACCUGACACAAGUCCAGUACCUGCAACCCAUGAACACUCCAAUACCUGAUACAGACCUGAAUACGAUAUCCCCGGGGUCAUCCAGGUUGGUGACCACCUUCCCUACAGGGGUGCUUGCCGACCCUUACAGCAGUGGACAGGCAUCCCCAAGAGGCACCUCACCUGGCCCCUCCCCGUCCGUCAUGCGCAAAAGCAAGCCACAGAAGCCCUACCAGCCCACACAAGUCAAUCACCGAGGAGUCCACCACAGCCAGAACAAAAAUCAUUUGUCUGUCCCUACUGUAAUUAAUGCACGCUACCUCCAUACAUGUAAGGGGAUGACUGUCGACAACAGCACAAUCGUGGACCCACACAUGGCUAACUCGGGGCUCAACCUCUUUGGGCAGCCCUUGUCUCCCAGUGGCUCACAUCCUCCUAGUCCAAACCAACUCAACUUCAUGGAUUAUAGAAAUCCUGUUAGUCCUCAACUCAGUCCAAGAAGCUCACCAGGACCCUGCCACACCCUCCAGACUGGUGGCUUGGCGAGUUACAGCAGCAACAGUCCCAGUGACUCUCGUAGUGCUCCCCCCUCACCCAGUGCCCCCCAGGCCUCCCCAGCCUCCUCUCCAGGGGUCACCCUCAACAAGCCCUUCACCUAUAAUGAAUAUCACACUCAUGCACAAACUAAUCAGCUCAACCAGCAGUUUGAGCAGUGCAAAAUGAUUGACAACUCUCCAGUCUCUGCCAGUACCUAUGCAUCAAGUGGAAGCAGUAAUGUGCAACCACAGGGUGGUCGACUUUUGGAGAUUGGUGUUGAAGGGAAUGGUUUCUUCAUGAAUGUUCCAGCGUCCAAUUCUGGCUGCCCCAUCCCCACUAGCCAGGCCCACCCGCCUCCCACAGGGCCACCCCCUCCAUACCCACAGUCCACUUCCCCUGCACACCAUCAGUUACAGCAAACUUCACAGCAGCAACAGGAACAGCUUCAACAGCACCAACAGCAACAACAGCAGCACCAACAACAGCAGCAACAGCAGCACCAACAACAGCAGCACCAACAACAGCAGCAGCAGCAGCAACAACAGCAGCAGCAUCAACAACAUCAGCAACAUCAGCAACAGCAACAACAACAACAGCAACAGCAGCAACAACAACAGCAACAACAAGAACAACAGCAACAACAGCAUUCACAACCACAGCAGCCACAGCACCACCAGCAACCCUCCCCAACCCACCCACAACACAUUACACAGUCCCCCAACCACCACCCACAUCACCCACCCUCCCCUGUCCAAUCCAUAUCCUCACAUGCUCCUCCUUCCCCUGCACAAGACCCUCUCAGCCCUGCCAGUCACAACCACUCCAUGCAGCAUCCGCCCACUCCACAGACUCCACAGACACCUACUUUCAUCACUCCACAGGUGGUGGUCACCAUACCUCCAGAAGGGACUGAAGACAGCCUUCUCCAAGACAACAUCACUGGCUGGGACAUGUUUGGCUCCUCUACCAAUUAUGAAGAGUCAUUUGAAUCUUCUGUUUUGGAUGACUUGAGAUGUGUUCAUAGUGGUACCUUUGAGGCCCAAGCUGCUCACUGCACCUCUCAUGACGUGAAGCCACAUUGGAAGUAGGCUGGAUGAGAAUGAGCUAAGUAUGAUGGUGGAUCAAGGAGCAGUGGAUCAGCUGCUAGUGGACCAAGAGACUGAGGAAAGCUUCCGGAGAGACCACCGUACCACCUCCUCGACUACCACUUCUGGGCCAUAGCCUCCAUUUCCUUCUCUUUGGGAGGGAGAAUGACUUAGAAAGGAAAGAGAGGAAAUAAUUCACAGAGCCACAACAUCCCUAGCUGCUGGUAUUUGCUUCACCAGUGACCUUGAGCUAUCUUCCACCAGCAGUGUAUACAGUCUGCAGCUGCCAAACCCCUUUUCUGUUGAGCCUCCUGUGCUGGGGCCUCUGGUGGGUGCAGGGGUGACUCUGGUGCUGUGGUGGCAGCAGAAUAGCUAUAUUCUGAGGGUGGUGAUGGUGGUGGUGUAUUGUUUAAGCUCCUUCCAGUACCAAGUCUUUGUGCAGGUAGAGCGUAUUCUAAAAAGAUAAUUUUUUCAUCUUAUAACAUGGAGAAUCAUUCAUUCUUGAAAUGAUAACGGUGCUUGUUUUCCCCAAUGCAAUAACUUUGACUACAAAAUUCAUUGUUGCUUGAGGCAUCCCUUGCUAGGCAGUGUCAUUCUCCCUUGUGCUGCUGUUAACCAUUUUCAUUUUUAAUUUCUUGUACAAUGCUUUUCACUUCAAUAUGCAUAAAUUAGAAGAGGCACCCGCUAGGAACCAUAGAAAUAUGGUCUGCCUUCACACAAAGUAACACACACACACACACACACACACACACACACACACACACACACACACACACACACACACACACACACACACACACACACACACACACACACACACACAUUGUUUAAAUAAAUUAUUUAAAAAAAAUAUUGCAAGAGAGUAGGAAUGUAACACUUAUGGAUAAUUCAACUGCAAAGAGGUAUGCUGGGAAAAUUGGACUAUGCAAGGAGAAAAAGAGUCAUGGGAAUAUACACUACUAAACCUAAUAAUGAUUAACACUAUGACAGUGGAUUGGGGGAAACUACAAGAGUUGGAGGAAAUGAGGAAGCAUUGAGGCUUGAGUUACAGUUUACAAAAGAGAAAUUGAACAAUAGAUUAUCAGUGCCCUCAAAGUAAAAGCAACCAUCUAUUAAUUGAAUUUACCCUAGACAAAGGCUCAGCAGUAAACAGGGACGAACUUCACAAAAGUGGAAGAUAUAAUUACCAAAAGGCUGACUUCAUGGAGUUCAGGGAAUACUUUGCAGAAAUUGAGUGGAACCAACUGUACAUAACAAAUAAUGUACAGGGAAACUGGGAUAUAUUUAUGAAUAUUUAUAAAGAAGUUAUCAGAUAUGUUCUUAAGAUCAGAUCCAGUGAGAAGAGAAAGGAAGACUGGUAUAUUACAAGAUUAGCUAAAAUGAAAAAGGAAGCUGCAUGGAAUAGAUAGAGAAAAAGAGGACAGAAUAAUUGGGAAGAAUUUAAGGUAGUAAGAAAUUGAUGUCCAAACCCUAAGAGGAGAACAAAGGAACUAUGAGAAAGAUGUAGUUGACAAAAGCAAAAAAUGAGCCAAAACCCUUUUCUAAAUAUGGUAAUGGGAAAAUGAAGAAAAAUAAAGCAAACAAUAGAUGGAUUAAAAGUUGAUAAUGUCAUGUAUAAGGAUGCAAGAUCACAGGCGGAAAUAAUUAAUAGGUGCUAUCAAUCGGUAUUCAUCAAAGAAAAAUAAGUUUGAAGGAGCAAGAACAGGGAGAUCCAUGUGGAAGUCAAAGAAAUCAAGGUUAUUAAGAUGUUGGAUGUGAAUAAGGCUUAAGGACCAGAUGGGGUGUUAUAUUGGAUAUUGAGGGAAUGUAAUGACCAGUUGGUAGAGAUAUUACAUAACAUUAGAAUUAGAUUGGAAAAGGGCCAGUAUUGUACCAAUUUUCAAGGUAGGUAACAGAGAACAACAACUGAGCUACAGACCAGUGUCCCUAACAAUUGUGGUUGCAAAAAUAGUGGAAAAAUAGUUAAAGACAGAUGGACAGCUAGAAGUCACAUACAUUAAUUGAAUGACAAUUUGGUUUCAGAAGUGGAAGAUCAUGUCUUACAAACUUAUUGAGUUUCUACAGUAAAGCAAUAACUAUAAUUCAGGAAAGGGACGGAUGGGCAGACUGUGUCUACUUGGAUCUUUUGAUAAAAUACUGCAUCAAAGAUUGCUAUGGAAAAUUAUAAACAUAGUGGUUUACAGGGAAAAGUACUGAAUUGGAUAAGUCUUCUUAAAAGACAGAGAAAUGAGAACAGUGAUAAAAGGUGAAGAAUCCAAAUGAUGUUGAGUUGUAAGUGGAGUUCCACAGGGGAUAGGCCUGGCCCCAGUAAUGUUCAUAGUGUAUUGUAUAUUAAUGAAUGAUACGGUAGAUGAGGUGGACAUUUAUAUAAGCUUAUUUACAAAUGAUGCAGAGUUACUGAAACGAAUGGAAAAUGACAUGGAUUUUGAAAUGCUAAAGAAAGACUUGAAU
Portunus trituberculatus (swimming crab) is the source of this 4990-nucleotide messenger RNA. RefSeq names its product CREB-regulated transcription coactivator 1-like. Lineage: Eukaryota; Metazoa; Arthropoda; Malacostraca; Decapoda; Portunidae. The transcript is spliced from 17 exons. Gene Ontology annotation, molecular function: cAMP response element binding protein binding. The record is from RefSeq and is a predicted model, not a curated record. Gene Ontology annotation, cellular component: nucleus; cytoplasm. Bases 20 to 2542 code for a protein of 840 amino acids. Gene Ontology annotation, biological process: positive regulation of transcription by RNA polymerase II; protein homotetramerization.